Messenger RNA from Mytilus trossulus (common blue mussel), 3585 nucleotides. RefSeq names its product mitochondrial outer membrane protein SLC25A46-like. NCBI's taxonomy places the organism in Eukaryota, Metazoa, Mollusca, Bivalvia, Mytilida, Mytilidae. The record is from RefSeq and is a predicted model, not a curated record. The transcript is spliced from 9 exons. Gene Ontology annotation, cellular component: mitochondrial outer membrane. Gene Ontology annotation, biological process: mitochondrial fission; mitochondrial membrane fission. Bases 35 to 1201 code for a protein of 388 amino acids.
ACCACAAUGCAUUGGUAACGGAAUACCCUUCAAAAUGAGUGGCCGGUCAUUCAUUAGAAACACAUCUUUUAAAGAAGAGACAGACAGCGACAGACCAACGCAACUUCACACUGGAACUCCUGUUUCGUACAGACAAGAAGCACACGACAGAUGGUCGAAUAAUAGACCAUCAGACGAUCAGCCAGAUCAAGUUCAGACCUUUGCAGGAUGGACCAUAGGUAUUUCAAGUGGAAUUUUAGCAGAACAUAUAUUGGCACAUCCAUGUAUAGUACUGAGGAGGCAAUGUCAGGUACACCACACUGCAACAUGGUACCACCUGACUCCAUUUACCCUGUUACCUGUUAUGUACAAGUUACAACAACAACAGGGUAUGUCAGCAUUAUGGAAAGGUAUAUCUAGUGCUUUUGUAUGUCAAGGAGUUCAAAUGGUCAGUGAAACACUCAUUAGUGAGAUAACACCCCUCCCUAAAGAAAUAAGCAGACACCAUACUGUGAAGAAACAUGUGCAACAUUUACUUCUUAAAGGUUUAGCUUUUGUAGUAACUACUCCAUUUUUAGUAUCUAGUCUUGUGGAAACAGUUCAGUCUGAUGUAUCAAGUGAAAGACCGGGAGUAUUUAAUUGUGUGACGGAAGGUGUCACUAGACUGAUGGGGAUGGGGUCAACACAGUUUACAAAGUUAAUACCAAUCUGGAGAUUACUCUUACCGACUGGAUUAGUGGGAUUAUCUCGUUAUAUCAUCAUGCAAAUGGCCAGAUAUACAGUUAUAACAACUAUACAGCAAGAGGAACAGGAAAAAAGGCAAGCUGCAAUUUCAUCAGAAGGAUACUUUCAGACAAAGUCUAUGUAUGACAUACAUUUUCCUGAAAUGUUAGCCAAUUUUACUGGAGGAUUUCUAGCCGACAUGAUGUUUUUCCCCCUUGAGACAGUAUUACACCGACUUUAUCUACAGGGAACCAGAACAAUAAUUGACAAUACUGAUACUGGAGUGUCUGUUAUACCUAUCAAUACCAGUUACCAGGGGAUCAUUGAUUGCUUCAGAGAUAUUAUAUUAGAGGAAGGACUUUCUGGACUCUACAAAGGUUUUGGAGCACUACUGUUACAGUAUGCCAUACAUGCUGCUAUUUUAAGACUUGCUAAAUUUCUUUUCAAUAAAAUAUCUAGUGAAUUUUCUGCCAGGAAUAAAAACACAAGCCGUUUAUGAUUUCUAUUGUAUAUGUUUAUUAUUUUUUGUUAUAUUUAUUAAGAUACCUUUUAUGUACUUCAUCUAUUCAAUGGCUUUCACCAUGCUUACUUUCAAUUCAAUUUUUCUUAAGCUUAUAGUAUAAACUUAUUUUUGGAAGGAAUGGAUGCAUGAUUACUUUUUAUUUUGAUAAUUUUUAUUUAAAUUGCUGCUUUCAAUAUAAAACGAUUAUAACUCUCUCAUCCAAAAUUGACCCUAAAGGAAUAAUGCUUGGUAUUUGACUAAAGUUAAACUGCAACUUUUAAGUGAUUUUUGUGGACUUAGUUUUUUUUUUUUUUUUACCACAAAUCCAAAUACUAGAUAUCAAUUGAUGAUUUUUGGAAGUUGAAUUACCUUUUUAAAUCUACAUUAUUUCAUCUAAACAGAAGAUAUCUUGGUAUAAUCCAUUAUAAGGUUUGAAACAAAUUUAGAAAUAGGUCCACGUUUUGAUUGAUAACAGAUAACUGUGAGUUUUUUUACUGUAAAUAUGCAUUUGGAUCUUAGUUACAGUAUCACCAAUAUUUAAGUCUACGCACAACUUUUGAAGAUUCUGUAUACAUGUGUAAAAAUCUUAGUUAUCAAUAUACUUUUUAAAACUAUAAAUUACAGUGCUAAAAGAUUACAUGGCCACAACAAAAUUAUAUGUAGAAAAAAAUUAUACCUGUUUUUUAGCCCUGUUUAAUAAUCUAUACUGGUAUUAUAAUUAUAUUAUUCAAUUAUAAACAUUAUAAAUGUCUGUGUUAGAAUCUAAAGAGCUAUGGGUAAAUUCAUUGUUUGUACCUAAAAUUAAAACAACUUCCAUGUCAUUGGUUGAAUUUCCUAUUUUUAUGAUGUUUUUUACCAAUCACUAUAUACAUUUUAAAAUUAUUACAGAGAAUGCAUUAGAAACAGAAAUGGUGAAUUGCUGCAGUGUAAUCAGUUAGUUGUAAAUGGUAUAAUAUGUAGAUGAGACAUUAAUAUAUUAUUUAUAUGAUUUUUACAAUAGAACUUGAAAUUUAUAUUGAAAUAGACAUUCAGUCACCAUAGUUACAGGAUCAUCAUCUGUUGUCACUCCCUCCUUUUACAGUGUCUAUAAAACAAGGAAUUAUAUGAAACUUGAAUAAUUUAGUUUUGGAUGUAACAUGUCUUCUGAUUGGCUGACGUUAUUUUGUUAUUAGCCCAUAGACAUAAUUAAGUCAUGUGACGUUGACGUCAUCAAUAUUUUUUCAAGGUUUUCUACGGUUUAAAAUGGAAUUGAGAAUUAAAUUAUAAGAAAUGACUGUAAUAUUUUUCUGUCUAUUCGAAAUAUCAUAAAAAAUGUGGUGCACACUGUAACAUAACCCGAUACACGCGUUAUUCAGUGUGCACCAAAUUUUUUAUGUUAUUUCUUCAUAGACAGAAAAAAUAUUACAGUCAUUCCUUAAAUAAAUUUGAAUUCUUGAAAAUGAUGAAAACUAACUCAACUAAAUAGGGUAAGUCAUGCACACAUAGUUUGGUUAGUUUUCAUUAUACAAUUCUAAUCAAUUUUCGAGAAUUCUAAAUGAUUCCAGAUUCCAAUAAUUCCUUGUUUUAAGUAAAUGAAAAUUAAAUAAACUAUUUUAUACCAUUUAAAUAUAUACUUAUUGUAUAAAAUUUUAAAAGAAAACAAGUAGAAUGAAUUGUUUUGAUGGAAUUAUUAGAUACUUAAUAUUCAUAUUUAUGAAUAAAUAAAUUACAUUUACUUUGAUUAUUUUUUGGUUUAUUAUUUUUUUUAAUGAAAGCAACCAUAACAAAAAUUAAAACAUGUUUUUUAGGAUUUUGUUAUUUUGUUAUUUUGAAAUUAAAAAAACAUACAUGUUAGGUUUGUUUUCGCCUCCUAGUUUUCCAAAACAUUUUUUAAUGGAAUGCCUAGCACAAAUUUUGAUUUUGUCAAAAGUGAAAAAGCUUGACAACAAAAUAUUCAGAAUAUUUGAGGAUGUAGCUUUCAUUUAGAAAAGAAUGAAAAUUUGGAAAAUUUCUAGGAGCAUAGCAUACAAGGUAAAUUUACCUUUCACUUUAUAAACAGGAUUUGUUUUAAAUUAGAUAAAUUAAAAACCGAAACUCUAGGAAAUAAAUAAGCCAGUAAUAUGAAAAAAUAUCUAUAUUAAAACUUGCAACUGCCAAUAAAACUAAUACUGAUCUUUGACCACAAACAGGACUGCAAUUGGUAGUUCACCUGAAAUACCUAACUUUCUCUGAACACAUUUAAAGAAAUAUGAUAAGAUGUUUUGUUAACGCAAGUUCAACACAGUUGCUGUUUCAGAAAUAGGUCAACAGAAGUUCACCACAGUUGCUUCACCUGUAUAUAUAUAAUUGUACUAGUUUAUUUCAUAUUUAUUUAUAUUUGUUGUUAUUGAAAAUUUUAUAUA